This is a messenger RNA of Salarias fasciatus (jewelled blenny), 1354 nucleotides long. RefSeq names its product GABA(A) receptor-associated protein b (gene gabarapb). The transcript has 4 exons. Bases 131 to 499 code for a protein of 122 amino acids. The record is from RefSeq and is a predicted model, not a curated record. Lineage: Eukaryota; Metazoa; Chordata; Actinopteri; Blenniiformes; Blenniidae.
UAAAGCUAGUUAGCAGCGGCAGCAUCGUUUGUGUUUGUGUGUCAGCACUUCCAGUCGCUCCCCGAGUCAGAGCCCAGCGUUGAAAAACCCCGAGAGUGACCGGCUGUUUUGUCUGUCAUCUCCGCUCACCAUGAAGUUCCACUACAAAGAAGAGCACCCGUUCGAGAAGAGACGGUCCGAGGGCGAGAAAAUAAGGAAGAAGUAUCCGGAUCGGGUGCCAGUAAUCGUGGAGAAAGCCCCCAAAGCCAGAAUAGGAGACUUGGACAAAAAGAAAUACCUUGUCCCCUCCGACCUGACAGUGGGCCAGUUUUACUUCCUCAUCCGAAAAAGAAUCCACUUGCGAGCCGAGGACGCGCUCUUCUUCUUCGUAAACAACGUCAUUCCACCCACCUCAGCGACCAUGGGAGCGUUGUACCAGGAGCAUCACGAAGAGGACUUUUUCCUCUACAUUGCCUACAGUGAUGAGAGUGUGUACGGGAGCAGCCAAAGGGAAAUCUGAUCCCACCCCCCCCCCCCCCACCCCCCCCUCCAACCACUACACAUCUUUCUGAGACCUCCACCGUUCAUUCAUUUAAAUAAUAAAUCCAGCUCAGCAGCCUAGAGUUCCCACAGUAAAUAUGUCAAAAGCACUUUCACCAACUACACAUCACUUCUCCUGUUCAUUUUUGUCUUUAAUAUUCAGAAGUCUGAAUUGUAUUUGGCUCCUGUUUUUUUUUUGUUUUUUUUUUCUUCUUUCUUUUCAGUAGGAAGUUUGGGUAAGCGGUCUCACGGCCAGUCGAAUCUCUAGUUUCUUAACUGAUCGUAGUUUUCUGAUCAGACAGAAUAAAUGAUGUUAGAAUAGGUUGUAAGUAUAGUUAACCCGGGGAUAAGGGAAGAAAGCCUUGAUAUGCGAGUUCAAAUCGGCACCGGUUGACAGCGAUCGGGAUUUAUCGUUUUCCAGUUUGAUUUGCAGGAAAAGAAAAAAAAAAAACACGUGUGGUUUAGGUUUUGAACGGCUUUUAGAAGUCGAGGGCAGUGAGGUGGUCUCUGACGGAGUGAAGGAUAACUGUUUUGCAGCAGUUCUUUCCCUAUAAAGAAGAAGAAAGUGGUUUGUUUUUGUUUUGUUUUUUCGGCCGGCUGAUGUAAGAAGUUGCUCAUUGCUGAUUUCUCGCGCUCGCCCUGCGUCUGAACGGAGUCGAAUAGAAUUCAGACUCAACAAUCAUCCUCUGCUUUCAGUGGUAAAGACUUGUUAUGUUGACUGCUAUAAUGAUUAUUGUUGUUAUUGUUAAUUUUAGAUGGCUUACUUUCUAAAGGUAUUGUAAAGCUGAGUGUAAUUUUCUCUUCUUUUUUUUUUUAAGUUUGUCUCCCUUUUUUU